AUGACUCUACUAACCAGAUUACAAACGGCCUUGUUGGCCUUGACUGCGGCUUCUGCUAUUGCUGAGCCUAUUGUGGCCAUUGCCAAGAACAAGAUCACCUACAGAGGCACCACAUCGGGAUCCAUCGAGCAUUUUCAGAACAUCAAGUAUGCUCACGAUACCUCUGGUCAUCGUCGGUUUGCACCCCCUCAGCCAUACGUGCCCCCUGAAGGCAGCGAGAUGGACGCUUCAGCGCCGGGGCCGGCUUGCCCUCAGAACAGAGCAGGUGUCCCCCCCUUCUUUGCGGAUACACCGGACAUCAGUGAGGACUGCCUCAGCCUUCGCAUUUCCAGACCAGCUGGCACAACAGCAGACGACAAGCUACCUGUCGUGGUACAUCUUCAUGGCGGCGGCGUAGUCAAGGGGUCUGCAUACGACCCUCACUACAAUCCCGAAAACUUGCUUACGCUGGCUACAUCUCUCAAGAAGCCCGUCAUCUAUGUGGCUCUCAACUACCGCAUUCUCAUCUUUGGCUUUGCUCGUCUGCCCAUUCUCAAAGACCAAAAGUCUAUGAACGUGGGCAUGCGAGAUCAGCUGGCUGGUUUCCAAUGGGUCAAGGACAACAUUGCAGCAUUUGGAGGCGAUCCCGACAAGAUUACCUCUUUUGGACUCAGCGCUGGAGGCACAUUCACUUCGCUUCUUCUGACCUCCUAUGGGGGAGAAAGAGGCGUCCCGUUCACCCAAGCUUGGUGCAUGUCUGGUCCUCCCGGCACGGGACUCAACAUGACAAGUGAUGUCACUGAAUUGCACACUCGAGAAGUGGCAAAGACUCUGGGUUGCGCCAGCACCGAUGAUUCGGAGUUACUGCAGUGUUUAAGAGGAGUUCCAUUGGAGAAGUUGACGGAGAAGGCCGCGGAGUAUGCGUCCGCCAAUCAUCCUCCUCUCGGACUGUUCACAUUCAUUCCUUCUGUUGACGAUGAUUUGAUCCCGGAUCGUCAGACUACAUUAUACAAAUCUGGGAACUUUGUUAAGGGAAUUCCAUUGGUGUAUGGUUGGGCUCAGGAUGACGGCGCCUUGAGUACCGCUCCCGCGCCUACCUAUCAGACCGAGGAUGACAUGAAAGCCACCAUCCAAGGAGUGGCGCAUGCCUUGACCGAUGAAGACUAUAAGAAGCUGUUCUCACUCUACCCAGAAGCUGACUUUGCGGAGGAGGUUUCCGACUAUGAGGCCCGCAAGGCUGAGUCUGAUCCUACGGUUGGAGUGAAUUACUUCCGAGUCGCCCGGAUCCUGAGGGACCUGCAGUUCACUUGUUCCAGCAUCGACUUUGGUAGCGACAUGCUCAAGGAAAGCAAGCGGUUGGACCCGGAAUACCCUGGGGUUCAUCUGUACUCACUCAACCAGACCAUGUUGGCACCAAUGUUUGCUGGCGCAGGCAUGCCGUACAUUGGUGCCACGCAUGGGAGCGACUUGAACUAUCUCUUCAAUCUCUUUCCCGAAGGGAAGAUCACAGAUGAGGACCAAAAGUUGUCGAGGGCGUUUAUUGGCAGCUUCAUCAACUUUGCAUACACUGGCAAGCCAUCACCGGCCGAGCCCGAGCAGCAGGUAGAAGAAACGCUUGGUCGAUGGCCAGAGGCAUUUCCUGUCCAUGGACCUGAAAGCGUGAGCCUUUUGGUCAUUGGUGGGCCUUGGGGAACAGGAAAUACUCGCCUGACCGCUCACAAGGAACAGAGAGAUGGAAAUCUAAAGCAGAUGCCUAUCGAUGGGGGCAACAUUCAGGUUGGGGAGAUGAAGGUCAGGUCUUGCAAGGAGAGGAAGAGACAGCUGAAGAGGGAGAAACUGUUUGAGAGGUGCCGCUACAUCAACUCGCUAUCGGAGAAGCUUGGUAACUAA
This is a messenger RNA of Podospora anserina S mat+, 1869 nucleotides long. RefSeq lists its product as uncharacterized. NCBI's taxonomy places the organism in Eukaryota, Fungi, Ascomycota, Sordariomycetes, Sordariales, Podosporaceae. The record is from RefSeq and is a predicted model, not a curated record. The transcript has 2 exons. The coding region runs from base 1 to 1869 and encodes 622 amino acids.